AUGAUUAUUGAGGCUAAUUCUUUGGCUGAAGAAUUAAGAGGUGUUUCAAGGUACGAAAAAGUAAUAAACAAAAAUAAUUACAUAUAGAUUGCUUAUGUUUCAAUAUUUAUGAUUGGAUUACUAAUUAUUAAAACAGAUGAUGCUUACAUUACAUGUGAAACUUCAUAAGAGUAAUAAGGAAUCAUUUGGGAAAUGGGAUUGAUUCCUUUGGCUUUUAUUGGAGAUGUUACUAAAAAUUUGAAUAUUAAUAUUUUUAUUGCAGGAUUGGUUUAAUUUUUAGUUUGUCAAUUAAGACUUUAAUUUACUAUUAUUUAUUUGCUCUAUAAAAUUCUGGGACAAGGACAAAUAGUAUCAAAAUUAAUAUAUUUAAGAGACUUAUAGUUUACUUUACUUAAUACCCUUGAUUACAAAUCUAAUAUUACCCUAUUAAAAAAUACUUUUUGGCUUUGCAUAAUUUGUGUUAGUAUUAUUGAUUAUAAUGUUAAAUAAAACACUUAUGCAAUAAAAAUAACACAAACCUAAAAUUAAUUUUUAAUUUUAUGCAAGCAGAUUAAUAGCAUGUAUUAUAUUAAUGCAAAAAUUGGAUAUGGUUAAUAGUAAUUUUUAUGAUAAUCAGGUGAUAUUUAUGAGUAUUAUUUUUAUUUAUAAAUUAGUACUUAGUUUACCUGUUGUUAAAUUAUUGUGUAAUCGAGUACCAGAUAUAGCAUUUGCUAUCCUAUUCCUCAUUUACUUUUAUUUAUCAAAAGGUUACCCAUUUAUAUAAAAUGUGUUGUAAGGUUUGCUUGUUUGUUUUGUAAUUUUAAAACUAUUGCCAGUUAUAAUGGAUUAAAAAUUUUCAUGUAUUUUGUAUUCUAAUAUAAUUAGUGACGAUUUCGUUACUCUUGCCAAUUAUUAUAUUGAUUUUCCCUUUGUCAGAAUAUUUUUUUGUGUUGUUAAUCUUCUUAACUAUAAGCGAACCACCAUAAAACUUAUAUGAGUAGAUUGAAUUAUGA
Messenger RNA from Paramecium primaurelia, 992 nucleotides. Lineage: Eukaryota; Ciliophora; Oligohymenophorea; Peniculida; Parameciidae. The record is from the annotation of a GenBank genome assembly.